This is a messenger RNA of Melospiza melodia melodia, 821 nucleotides long. RefSeq names its product mitochondrial ribosomal protein L11 (gene MRPL11). NCBI's taxonomy places the organism in Eukaryota, Metazoa, Chordata, Aves, Passeriformes, Passerellidae. The record is from RefSeq and is a predicted model, not a curated record. Gene Ontology annotation, cellular component: mitochondrial large ribosomal subunit; ribosome. Gene Ontology annotation, biological process: translation. Gene Ontology annotation, molecular function: large ribosomal subunit rRNA binding; structural constituent of ribosome.
AAGCCGCCGCCAUGUCGCGGGCGGCGCGCUCGGUCCGGGCCGCGGCCGGGGCCAGGUCGGGCCAGGCGGCGGCGCCGAGGCCCGUCCGGAUCCUCAUCCCGGCCGGCGGGGCCGCGCCGGGGCCGCCCCUGGGGCCGGUGCUGGGGCAGCGCGGGGUCUCCAUCGCCGCCUUCUGCAAGGACUUCAACGAGCGCACCCGGGACAUCAAACCCGGGGUCCCUCUGAGGGUCCGGCUGCUCGUGAAUCCCGACCGGACCUACUCGCUGACCAUCGGGACCCCCCCCACCUCCUACUUCCUCAAGGCCGUGGCCGGAGUGGAGAAAGGCUCGUCCAGACCUGGCCACGAGCCGGCCGGGGUGGUGUCCCUGGCGCAGCUGUUCGAGGUGGCCGUGGCCAAGCAGAGGGACCCCGUGGUGGCCACGCGGGGGACGCCCCUGCCCGCCCUGGUGCGAUCCCUGGUGGGCUCUGCCCGCAGCCUCGGCCUGCUCGUGGUGCCCAGGCUGAGCCCCCAGGCCGUGGCCGAGGCCCAGCGGCGCCGCCGGGAGCUCCAGGAGGCCGCGGCGCCCCCUGGCGGGCAGGACGAGGACGAGGGGGGCGCCCGCAGGAAGUGACCCCUCCCCGAAAUGGACCCCAGAACAUCAGGGACCCCUCCCCGAAUACACCCUAGAACAUCGGGGACCCCUCCCCGAAAUGGACCCCAGAACAUCGGGGACCCCUCCCCGAAUACACCCCAGAACAUUGGGGACCCCCCCCCUCAAAUAAAGAGCUCCUCCCACAGACCCACGUGGGGUUUGUAAUUUGGGGAGGGGUCCUGAAAUGUC